Owenia fusiformis is the source of this 3352-nucleotide messenger RNA. The record is from the annotation of a GenBank genome assembly. NCBI's taxonomy places the organism in Eukaryota, Metazoa, Annelida, Polychaeta, Sabellida, Oweniidae.
UUAUCACCCACCAUGAACUGGGAGGAAAACUUGUUUGUGAAAGUUGUUUCCUUUCGCCAAAACCCCACACUUUGCAUUGGUAAUCUUAAGCUAGAGGAGGAUGACUUUGUGCUGGAUGUUUUACAGGCUCUAUGCUCUGAUGUCAUAGUGCAUAGUGACAAGUGCCACCUAUUGGACAUUCUAGAUGAAUAUGCCAUCAGCCUUCUUCAGACUCCAGCUAUCAUAGAACAGACUAUUGGGUCUUUGUUAGAUAUAUUCAACCAGUCAGUAGAAGAUGGCAAUGUUAUAUACAGGGCACAGCUCUUACAUACAAUCACAAGUAUACUGGUACAACUGGAGCAAAUUGAGCACCAAGCUACAUUGUUCAAGAGCUUUACAGAGCUAUUGUUGGAGACUUGUUCCAAGGUGAAUAACACCCCUAAUAAACUGUUACGCCUUGCUGCUUGCCAGAGUCUUCAGGAGAUAGAGGUCUCUUACCCAGGGGUGCUGUGCAGAAAGCUUGAAUACCUGUACCAGAUGUCUCAAAUGGAGCAUAGCAAUAUAUGUCAGGCCUACAUGACAUUGUUUGUCACAGCAUUAAGGAAUACAAUACAUCUACUGGCCAAGCAGGAGACUAGCAGUGCCCCAGGUGUGUUGAAUGAGAUGUUAUGCGACAGAACAGAGCCACUGAAACCAUUGGUUCUGCCCAACAACCUAGCUGAUAUUCAGUUAACCCCUCCACAGAAUGAGAGAAAGUUGGAUAAUAGCAUUGAUACAAAAGAGCUGCGAAGUGCAGUUUCAUACAUAAUGGACUAUUGUGCUGUCCUCACCCACUCCAGUCUCUUCUAUGUUAUCACUGAACUCAUCAAGAUCUUCCACAUGGUCCCUGUCAUGUCACCAACUAUAUUCAAGUCACAUUUUCUACGCCACAUCAGUUCUUCUGACCUUCCACUUUUCCAUUCCACAAUACUGUUGAAGUUGCAUUUUGGUGAUGACUUGGUGUCGUCUGCUGAGAAUGAUGCAUUAUUGGAUAGAAUCAUUAUAUUAGCCAAUCAGACAUCACUAUUUCCUGCCCAGAAGUUGCUUAGCUAUCAUUGGCUGCUGCAUUAUCCUCAAAAUAAGAACUGUAUUCCAAAGGAACCUUGUCUUCCCCCAUACUAUCUUCAUAAGGAGAAAUAUUUCAUUCCUCAGAUAUUCGAUGGAUUUGACACACAGCUAAAGAAGUUAACAAUAUUGAGUGUACUUUAUGUACAGUCCAAUACUGUUCCCCCUCCAGAAACUCUAAUGGGUUGCAUAUCAAACCUGACCAAGUCCAUUAGGAAAGGUGUUGGAGGUAGGACAGCAGCUACCUGUUACAAAAUACUCUUUGUUUAUUACACAAUGUUCAGCGAACACCAAGCAGUGGUUGAGGAAAUCAAGAGGUUUAUCAUAGACAUUGUGAAGUUGCAUCCAAAGUUUGCCAGUUAUUCAUUGGAUUUUCUUCAUGUUGUUACUCAGAAAAUGCCAGAAAGUUCACUGGCCCAUGAUUCGUUAUUGGAUCUAACCAAUCACAUAACAGAUUUGCAGUCAUGUGAUGUCCAAGAACAUUUCCACAAUUAUAUGACUAUUCUAGAGAAAGCUGCUCAGAUGCCAUCUAUAGAUCAAAAGCCUACCAUCAGCUACCUAUCAGGUCUGCUAGACACCUUGCCAAUGGGCUCAGAGAGAGACUGGCUAAGUGGUAGUGCUGUAUUGGCUGUGUGUCGUGCAAUAUUACAGCACCAAAACACAAGUCCUUUAUUUCAAGUACUUGGAGAGGUUCUCUACAAGCUAAGCAGUCAACAUAAUGACAUAGACAUUAAGGACCGCGCAAGAUGCCUGUAUGCUCUACUAAUGAAUCUGUCCAGUGAAAAGAUCACCAAUAUUCUUACAGAGGCCCCUGUAGAGUCUAGGGAUAGGUCCCAGAACUUGGCCAAUUUAGUUACAGCAAGUGCCAACUUCCCAACUGCUGAACCCAUCACCAGACUUGACCAAUCAAUUCUAGAACUGUGCAGGCAAAGAUGCAGGAGAGAGGAGAAAGAGAAAGUCUCAGAAGAGAAUAUGUCUUUAGGCAAAGCAGAUGACAUCAAGUCCUAUGUUGAACAACUAAAUGAACCAACUUUCAAGCCACAUGUAUCUCUAACAUAUGAAAUACAAUUUGUUAAAGACAAUAGCACACAGUUUGACAAGAUAUAUGCAGUGCAGUUCAAGUUUAAAGUGCAUGAAAAUUACCAACAAAUACCAGAUGUAUGUAUUCCACACCUUAGUAAAAAUGCAGCAUGUCCUUGUAUUACAUUGAGACUUUAUCCAGAGCUACCACUCCCAACUGAUAUAUCAGUGCAGUUUAGCUUCAUGAGUAAAGAUGGCAGCACCUAUAUGAGUAGCAUGAAACAUUUGAAUGUACAAUUCUCAGACUUAUUCCUGAGAUGUCCAUGCCCAAAUGUUCUGCAACAUGUCAACAGUGAGGCUUCUGAUACAAGUCCACCAGUGUUGGAAUCUGUCUUCACUAUUGGGUUAACCUCCUCUUGUGUGGAAGCUCUCAUUGAGGAACAUUUUGCUGAGUUUGUGGUCCCCACUUCUAUAGAGGUCUCCCAAGAUUGUCCCAUUGUGGAUAUGAAAACCAAAAGAGUUGCAAUAUUCCUACCACGGAGGUAUCACCUUAUGAUGACAUUUACCAUAAAUGAUGACAGAACAGUAGUUGCCAUAGAAACAGACAGUUUGACUAUUCUUCCUAAAAUUAAUGCGUUACUAAAGGACAUUGUAGAGAAAUGGAAAAGUAAUUGAUGUGUGUGAUUUAACAACGUUCAUGUGCAGUAUUACCCUUCAGAAGACCUAGACAUGUCUUCACUCUUUAAAUUAAAGACAAUUAUUCCAUCCAGCCUUUAUCCAAUCAGAUUAUGCAGUCAUAAAAGUAUUCACACAUUUUCUUUCUAUAAGUAGCCAAUAUUAAUUUCAGAUUCAAACUUCCAUAAAAGGCCAUUAAGAUAUUGAGCUCAUUAAGAUUGUGUCAUCAUCAAAAUUAUCUGUGAUAGUCAAAGGAUCAUAUGCGUAGUGAACAGGAGUGCAAUAUUAAACCUGGAAAAUAUAAAUGAAACAAAACCGAAACAAAACCGAAACAAGUGUUUUUUUAAAUAUAUACAAAAUUUUAUAUUCAUAAUAUGAAGCUAAAAUGUGUAUUACAUGCAUAUAUGUACAAGUCAGUGAGCUACAUUGUUCUUUGUUGAUACAUUGUUGAUGCAGGUUCACUCUUGUCAGUAUCAAUGCAAUGUACACAGCACAGGGUUGGGAUUAAUCUUUACACCAGUGUUUGUUUUGACAGAAUAUUGAAUUAACAUACACUCUCCUUAUCUGUCCGAAA